Molecule: messenger RNA, 3765 nt
Organism: Triplophysa rosa
Lineage: Eukaryota; Metazoa; Chordata; Actinopteri; Cypriniformes; Nemacheilidae
Product: deleted in malignant brain tumors 1 protein-like
Exons: 28
Coding region: 1-3222 (1073 amino acids)
Cellular component (GO): membrane
Source: RefSeq, a predicted model, not a curated record
AUGAGGUUUCUGAUCUUAUCAUGUCUGCUGCUGAGUAUUGAUAUCAGGCUGGUGAAUGGUACCAACUUGUGUUCUGGAAGAGUGGAGGUUCUUCAUAAUGCAGUUUGGGGAACUGUGUGUGAUGAUGGUUGGGAUCUCUCAGAUGCUGCAGUGGUGUGUCGACAGCUGGGCUGUGGUGCUGUUAUAGAGGCAAAGAGCAGUGCUUAUUUUGGACAAGCUACACCAGUGAUAUUGAACACGUCCAUCUCAGGAUUCAAAGAUAUCAGGCUGAUGAAUGGUGGCAGCGUGUGUUCUGGAAGAGUGGAGGUUCUUCAUAAUGGAGUUUGGGGAACUGUGUGUGAUGAUGGUUGGGAUCUCUCAGAUGCUGCAGUGGUGUGUCGACAGCUGGGCUGUGGUGCUGUUAUAGAGGCAAAGAGCAGUGCUUAUUUUGGAGAAGGUUCAGGUCAAAUAUGGUUGGAUGAUGUAGCGUGUAGAGGGAAUGAAACUACACUGAGAAACUGUUCAGCACUACCAUUGGGAUCACACAACUGUGGACACUAUGAAGAUGCGGGAGUCAUCUGCCAAUUUGGCUGGACACAACCAACUGCAGCACCGAGUACAGCUACACCAGUGAUAUUGAACACGUCCAUCUCAGGAUUCAAAGAUAUCAGGCUGGUGAAUGGAGGCAGCGUGUGUUCAGGAAGAGUGGAGGUUCUUCAUAAUGGAGUUUGGGGAACUGUGUGUGAUGAUGGUUGGGAUCUCUCAGAUGCUGCAGUGGUGUGUCGACAGCUGGGCUGUGGUGCUGUUAUAGAGGCAAAGAGCAGUGCUUAUUUUGGAGAAGGUUCAGGUCAAAUAUGGUUGGAUGAUGUAGCGUGUAGAGGGAAUGAAACUACACUGAGAAACUGUUCAGCACUACCAUUGGGAUCACACAACUGUGGACACAAUGAAGAUGCGGGAGUCAUCUGCCAAUUUGUCUGGACACAAACAACUGUAGCACCGAGUACAGUUGUGAGAGACCCAUGCUCAGAACUCAACUGUACUCAAGAUGAGUGGUGUGGAGAAAAUAUUGGUGUUUAUGGCUGUUUCUGUAACAACAACAACAACAACAACAACAACAACAGCCAUCUCCUAUCCGGCUCUGACACCUUUGAUAUCUAUGAGACGUGUGAAAGCAGCUCCGGGUUCAUGUCUCUGUCUCGCUGUCAGCUCUUUGAAGCUGGUUUUUCUGCUGAUGUUUUACACCUGAAUGACCCCAGCUGUAGAGGAACAGUCCAGAAUGGCAGAGUAGAGUUCAGAUUUGACAACGAUGACCACAUCUGUGGAACAAAGCUUGUGGCCAAUGGCACUCACUUUAUCUAUGAAAACUUUAUUCUCAGUGAUCCAGACUUAACUGGUCUGGAUUUUCCCAUCAGCAGAAAGAGAUUUCUGAAGUUGCGUUUUAGCUGUAUUUAUCACCAAACCCAAGCGCUCUCCAUGGACAUCCACCCUCUCGGGAGCAUUGUGAACAGAAACCUUCAAGGUCUGGGGACAUAUCAGAUCAGGAUGAUUCCAUAUCGGGACGCCGUGUUCUCUGACCCGUUCACUGGCAGUGUGGAUGUGGAGCUGAAUGAUCCGAUUUUUGUAGAAGUGCAUGUUGAUGGAGUUGACGAUCGUCAGUUUGCUUCAGUGAUUGACACAUGUUGGGCUACACCUGUAAAUGAUCCUCAGUCCUCUUUCCGCUGGGAUCUCAUCGUUGAUGAAUGUCCAAAUCCAAAUGACGACACAGUGGAGCUUCUUCAGAACGGCGUCUCCACAUCCAGUCGUUUUUCUUUUAGGACGUUCACGUUCACGGCAGACUCCACUAAGGUUUACCUGCACUGCAAAAUUCACCUUUGUCUCCUGACCAACAAUACCUGCUCAUCUCAAUGUUACCCUGGACGUCACCUGAGAGUGGGCAGAUCUCUGGACUUUCACGACACUGCCUCUAUAUCUAUGGGUCCACUGGUCUGGUCUAAAGGAAACUAUAUCAGGCUGGUGAAUGGUACCAACUUGUGUUCUGGAAGAGUGGAGGUUCUUCAUAAUGCAGUUUGGGGAACUGUGUGUGAUGAUGCUUGGGAUCUAUCAGAUGCUGCAGUGGUGUGUCGACAGCUGGGCUGUGGUGCUGUUAUAGAGGCAAAGAGCAGUGCUUAUUUUGGACAAGCGUCAUCAUGGGGAACACACAACUGUGGACACCAUGAAGAUGCUGGAGUCAUCUGCCAAUUUGGCUGGACACAACCAACUGCAGCACCGAGUACAGCUACACCAGUGAUAUUGAACACGUCCAUCUCAGGAUUCAAAGAUAUCAGGCUGAUGAAUGGUGGCAGCGUGUGUUCUGGAAGAGUGGAGGUUCUUCAUAAUGGAGUUUGGGGAACUGUGUGUGAUGAUGGUUGGGAUCUCUCAGAUGCUGCAGUGGUGUGUCGACAGCUGGGCUGUGGUGCUGUUAUAGAGGCAAAGAGCAGUGCUUAUUUUGGAGAAGGUUCAGGUCAAAUAUGGUUGGAUGAUGUAGCGUGUAGAGGGAAUGAAACUACACUGAGAAACUGUUCAGCACUACCAUUGGGAUCACACAACUGUGGACACUAUGAAGAUGCGGGAGUCAUCUGCCAAUUUGGCUGGACACAACCAACUGCAGCACCGAGUACAGCUACACCAGUGAUAUUGAACACGUCCAUCUCAGGAUUCAAAGAUAUCAGGCUAUGCGGAGUCAUCUGCCAAUUUGGCUGGACACAACCAACUGCAGCACCGAGUACAGCUACACCAGUGAUAUUGAACACGUCCAUCUCAGGAUUCAAAGAUAUCAGGCUGAUGAAUGGUGGCAGCGUGUGUUCUGGAAGAGUGGAGGUUCUUCAUAAUGGAGUUUGGGGAACUGUGUGUGAUGAUGGUUGGGAUCUCUCAGAUGCUGCAGUGGUGUGUCGACAGCUGGGCUGUGGUGCUGUUAUAGAGGCAAAGAGCAGUGCUUAUUUUGGAGAAGGUUCAGGUCAAAUAUGGUUGGAUGAUGUAGCGUGUAGAGGGAAUGAAACUACACUGAGAAACUGUUCAGCACUACCAUUGGGAUCACACAACUGUGGACACAAUGAAGAUGCGGGAGUCAUCUGCCAAUUUGUCUGGACACAAACAACUGCUGCACCGAGUACAGAGAUACAUGGAUUCCAGAACAAGUUAAGGAGUCUAGUGUCAUGGUUACUUAAUGUUAUUGCCUGUUUUGUUCGUUCAAGUGCCCACAUCUAGAUAUCUACAAAUGAUUAAAAAAUGAUAAAAUGAUAAAAAAAUAUUUUUACAUUAGUUUCCACACUACACUGAUAACUGGCAUUGAACUUUAGAAAUGUUCAAUGUGAUUGUAAUGGUAUACUGUAAUUCUUAUGCUGUGGUGAUUACAUUUGAUUUUUGUUUCCGACUUUUUCAUUAAUUCAUUAAUAAUAAAAAAGUUUCAUAUUGUGAUGUAUUUGAAUGUCAUCUUUUUGUAAAACGUUUGUUUGAGUCGAGGAGCCUGCCCCCUCACAAUUUAUGUUAUAAUUUGCUGUGUGAGAGGGACGCUAGAAGAAUUGUCACGUUGUCUCAAGGGCUUUAUCACUGUAGUUAUGAGCUUUUGUAUGAAAAUUGCAAGUGCACAUUUUUAGAAAAACAUAUUACACAUUGCAAAAGUAAUAAAAUGGCAGUUCUGAAAUAUGAAAGUGUCAUAAUUUGAGCAGUCUUACAUUAAACUAUUGUCCUCAUCAUCCUGUACUGUAUGUGUGCAUCAAAACUCUUGCCCUGCACUAUAAAGUAAAACAU